Molecule: messenger RNA, 1064 nt
Organism: Punica granatum (pomegranate)
Lineage: Eukaryota; Viridiplantae; Streptophyta; Magnoliopsida; Myrtales; Lythraceae
Source: RefSeq, a predicted model, not a curated record
UUCUUCUUCUUCUUCUUCUUCUUAAGUAAGAUGAACCGAAGUACGAGCAAGGACGAGAUUCGGAAAGGCCCGUGGAAGGCCGAGGAAGAUGAAAUCCUCCUUAACCAUGUGAGGAGGUACGGCCCUCGUGACUGGAGCUCCAUUCGAUCCAAAGGCCUCCUCCAGCGCACUGGCAAGUCCUGUCGCCUCCGUUGGGUCAACAAGCUCCGCCCCAACUUGAAGAAUGGGUGCAAGUUUACACCGGAGGAAGAGAGGAUAGUCAUAGAGCUGCAGGCACAGUUCGGGAACAAGUGGGCACGCAUCGCCACUUACUUGCCUGGGAGGACCGACAACGAUGUGAAGAACUUCUGGAGCAGCCGGCAGAAAAGGCUUGCCCGCAUUCUGCAGACAUCAGCUGCUUCUUCAUCAUCCUCUUCCUCCAAGUCCCUCAGAACCAAAAGGAAUGUUCCAGUCCGCCGCAAUACUGUUCCAUCUAUGGAGAUAGCAACACUACCUUUUUUUGGGGAGGAACCAGAGCAACCAUGUCCGAAGCCUCAGCGUCGCUCUGCUGAGGACUCCGAGACCCUCAAAGCUGCGUCCUUGCCGGAAUUGGAGAUCCCAAACUCGCUUAAUGACAAUCCGAUUUGUGCCAACUCUCAAGAACUCUUUCCUCCAAUACUGCAAGCCCCUGAAGCGGGUAUGACGUUCCUUCCAGGGGGCAAUGAUUUUCUCGGGAGACUCGAGGAUUCCAACUUAUUCGAUGCAUUUGAACCCAUUGGGGCCGUCAGCGGGAUCGGAGAGGCCGAUCAGUUUCCUGGGGAACUGCCUUUCUUCGAGCUGUCAGGAGGUUUUAGGACCAGUAAUCUGGACAACUUCUUCGACGACUUUCCGACGGACAUGCUGGAUGAUGUGGGUUCACCUGCUAGCCCGCCAAGGCCGUAGCUUGCAGACUAGGCCAAUGGCGAAUAAUUUGUCGGAGUAGAUGCAGAUGGCAAACUUCUUUUUUUUUUUUUUUUAACUUCAGUAGUUACUAAUUUUGGAAUCCUUGUUAUUGUCAUGUACUCUAAAAUCAAAUUCUCACGCAU